CACAAAAUGCCUGUGAUGAGGCAACUGAGUUCAGAUGUUCUGAUGGAAAAUGCAUAAAUAUCAACUGGAAAUGUGAUGGGGAUAAAGACUGUGAUGAUAAUUCUGAUGAACAAAACUGCGGUCCUGUGACAUGUUCAUCGAAUCAAUGGCAGUGUGUUGGAACAUCUCACUGUUUGGACUUAGCUAAAGUGUGUGAUGGAAAUAAUGAUUGUGGUGAUAAUUCUGAUGAAGGACCACAUUGCCUAAACGAAAACUGCUUGAAGCUGAAAAAUUGCAGCCAAAUCUGUAAACAGACUCGAAGUGGAGCAGAGUGUUUCUGCAGACCUGGUUAUAGUCUUGAUUCUGAUGGGAUUUCAUGUAACGAUAUCAAUGAGUGUUUUAUUCUUGGAAUUUGUGAUCAUGAAUGCAUCAACACUGAGGGGUCUUACAAGUGCUCCUGCCUGGAUGGUUACGUUUAUGAACCACCACGAACCUGUCGUCCAAAAGGUGAAGAAGAGGCAUGGUUAUUGUUAGCGAACAGGAAAAACAUUCGCCAAGUUAGUUUGAAUGGAAGAAAUUACGGUGACGUUUUCUCAAACUCAAGCCGAACAGUGGCCAUUGAUUUUGACGUCGAGGAUGGAAAACUUUACUGGUCAGAUGUAAAAGAUAAUGCUAUUUACAGGGCAAAUAUUGUGUUUCAUCGAGAUGGUGGACGCCUUGGAGAGGUAGAAGCUGUGGCAAAAGAUGGGUUAGCUGUGUCAGAUGGGAUUGCUGUGGAUUGGGUGGCAAAGAAUUUGUACUUUGUCGAUAGCUCUGCUAAAAGGAUCUUUGUCUGUAGAUUGAACGGGAGUUUCCUGUUAUCGCUUAUAACUACUGAUCUUGCAAGCCCAAGAGGCAUUGCGGUUGACCCUAGGGAUGGCUACCUGUUCUGGACUGACUGGGGAAAACACGUGAUAGAGCGGGCUGGAAUGGAUGGAACAAAUCGCAAGACUAUUGCCAACACAGCUGUUUAUUGGCCCAAUGCGCUGACCUUGGAUUACCCCACGCGUCAAAUUUACUGGGGAGACGCACACCUCGACUAUAUUGGAGCCAUGAGUUAUGACGGUAAAAACAGGAGAAGGGUUCUUGGCUAUCCAAGAGUUGUGCAUCCAUUUGCCAUCACCGUGUUUCGAAAUGACUUGUACUUCUCAGACUGGACAAGGCAUGCAGUUGUGAAAGUGGAGAAGUUCUUUGGUAAUCAUAGUACAGUUCUCUUGGCAAACCUUGGGCAGCCAAUGGAUGUUCAUGUGUAUCACAGCGCCAGGCAGCCAGCUGCUGCAAAUCCGUGUGAAAAUAGAAAGUGCAAUUGCGAACACCUUUGUCUCAUAUCCCCAGUUCCACACAGAGAUUGUAUAUGCAAGUGUAAAACAGGAUAUCAGUUAACGGAUGAUGGAAAAUCGUGCAAGAAGAUGGAGACCUUCCUGAUCUUCGCCCGUAAUACAGAAAUUGCUGGUAUACCCAAAGAGGUGAAUUCAUCUGGCGAUGCAAUUCUUCCUCUGUCUGGGCUCGGAAAUGCUGUAGGUAUUGACUAUGAUGUCAAAGAGCAAAUGAUAUACUUCUCAGACAAUGAACGGGACAACAUCAGCAGAGUUGGUCGUUUUGACAGAAAGGUGGAAGUUUUGGUCAAAUCGGUGAGAUCUGUGAAUGGUAUUGCAGUGGAUUGGCUUGGUCGAAACUUGUAUUGGACAGACGCAGACAAACGUGAGGUGGCAGUAGCGAAAUUAGAUGGAUCUUUUAAGAAAGUGUUAUUUCAUGAAGAUGUGGCAAGACCUUCAGCUAUCGUGGUAAAUCCUGUGGACGGGCGAAUGUAUUGGAGUGCUUGGAUUACUCCAGCCAGAAUAGAAGCUGCCAACAUGGACGGCACAGGACGUCAAAUCUUUGUACAAGGAGGGGGUUUGGCCCGGCCAAAUGGCCUCAGCAUCGACUACGCCUCAAGGAAACUCUACUGGUCAGAUGAAAUGACCUCCGCCAUUGAAAGCGUGAAUCUGGAUGGCUCUGAUCGUAAGAUGAUACUUCUGACCACAGGUCACCCGUUUGGUCUUGACGUUCACAAUGGAUUCGUCUACUGGACUGAUUGGACCAGGCACGAACUACUAAGAGCAAAGAUCACUGAUCCAUCUUCUGAGGUGGUACUAAGAUCAGGCUUGGAGGGUGUGAUGGAAAUUAGAGUUUAUGACUCCAAGAGACAAACAGGCAGUAGACCCUGUAGCAAUGGCUCUUCUGGUUGUAGCCACUUAUGUCUGUUGCGUCCAGGAGGUUACACGUGUGCCUGUCCUUAUGGUAUGCAGUUGGAGUAUGGCAGUAACAAGACAUGUAUUGUCAAUGAAUCUGUCAGCCCUACACCUCACUGUCCAGCAAAUCAAUUUGCAUGUCACGAUGGGGCCUGUAUUCCCAAAAACUGGAAAUGCGAUGGAGAAUUUGACUGUCUGGAUCACUCAGAUGAGUCGCAAUUUGCAGAUUGUCCUGGUGUAUCUUGCAAGGAAAACCAAUUCCGCUGCUUGAAAAGCGGUAAAUGCAUCCCUGAAAACUGGUAUUGCGAUGGUGACAACGACUGUGGAACCGGAGAUCGCUCGGACGAGUCUAACUGUUCACUGUCCGCCUGCACCGCGGUGCAAUUCCGCUGUAGCGAUGGUAAAUGCGUUCCUAUCAGUUGGAGAUGUGAUGGGUUUGAUGAUUGUGUUGAUGGUUCGGACGAACUGAAAUGUGAGAACCAAAGUUGUCAGGAGCAGGACUUUUCCUGCCCGUCUGGAGAAUGUUUGCCCUCCGAUUGGCGAUGCGACGGUGACGACGACUGCGGUGAUAACGCGGAUGAACAGAGUUGCCCUCCUCGGCAGUGCACGCAGGAUGAAUUUCGUUGCUUGAAUGGCCAGUGCGUCACUGGAAGCUGGCGAUGCGACGGAGCUGAAGAUUGCCAAGAUGGAACUGAUGAGGCAGGAUGCCCCUCCGUGGAACCCAACGGCUGUGGUGUAGACAAGUUCUUGUGCAAUAACUCCCAAUGCAUCCCAAAGCGAUAUGUGUGUGAUGAUGACGAUGAUUGUGGAGACGAGUCAGAUGAACUCUCAAACUGCUCAUUAUCAACUUGUGCUCCGGACGAGUUGACCUGCGACAAUCAGCGAUGUGUUACGAGGGACUGGGUCUGUGAUGGGGACAACGAUUGUGGUGAUAUGACUGAUGAGCGUAACUGCUCUGUGACUCAAAUCACGUGCAGCCCUUUUCAGAGGCAAUGUUUCAAUUCGUCCGUGUGUUUGGAAGAGAACAAGUUUUGUGAUGGGCGAGUAGACUGUCCCGAUGGUAGCGACGAGGGAGUAGGGUGUGUGCUUACUGGUUGUCAUGAAGAAAAUGGAGGCUGUUCCCAAGUCUGCAAACAUCUCCCAGAAGGUCACGAGGGAUAUUCCUUAGACGAUGAUGGUGUCACGUGUCUUGAUGUUGACGAGUGCGACAACCCCAGCACAUGUAGCCAGCGGUGUGUCAAUAACAAAGGAUCAUUCUGGUGUAAAUGUUUUGAAGGCUACAAACUAGAGAUUGAUUUGAAACGAUGCAAAGCUAACGAUAACAUCACACCAUACCUUUAUUUCUCAACCCGGCGUCAGGUGAUGAAGGUCGACGUUCGCCAUGGAUCCAACCACCUCACAGUGCUAGAUGGUCUGUCGAGCGCAAUUGGUAUAGACUUUGACUGGUCUGAACAGCGUUUGUACUUUUCAGAUGUCACUAAAGAUAAAAUCAUACGAUGCUAUCUGAAUGGCAGUGAAUGUGAAGAUGUGAUCACAACAGGACUGUCGAUGACGGAAGGGCUUGCGGUGGACUGGAUUGGACGCCAUUUGUACUGGACUGACAUGCACACCCAUCAAAUCGAAGUCUCUGAUUUGGAAGGCGAAUGGCGUAUGGCGUUGAUUUCUGAUGACCUCAAAUCCCCUCGUGGAAUUGCAGUUGAUCCGAGAGACGGGCUUCUUUUCUGGUCUGACUGGGGUGCUACGAAGUCCAGGAUCGAGAGGGCCAACAUGGAUGGCAGUUCUCGACAAGUACUCAUUAAUACAUCCAUUGAGUGGCCAAAUGGCAUCACACUAGACGUUGCCAACAGGCGACUCUACUGGAUCGAUGCAAGGCUGGAUUACAUUGCCUUCUGUAACUACAACGGUUCUCAACGUUACACAGUGCUUCGAGAUGCAGGAAAGAUUCGCCAUCCGUUCUCCAUUACCUUGUUUGAGGACACGUUAUACUGGUCUGACUGGAGUGAUAGACAGGUUAAGCAGACAAAAAAGUUCCAUGAGGGUAACGUUACGUUAGUUUACACUGCUGGGUUUCGACCUAUGGACUUGCACGUAGUCCAUCCUCUUCAACAACCACAAGGUGUAAAUUAUUGUUUGAACAGCACUUGUUCUCACCUGUGUCUGCUGAAACCGUCAGGAUACAGUUGUCAUUGUCCUGUGGGUAGGGUACUACAGGACGACAAUGUCACAUGCCUUGAGGAAGCGUUCCUGUUGUAUGCCAAGAAGAACAGAAUCAGUGGAAUAUCCUUGAACCCAAGUAUCACCAAGGAUCAGAUGUUACCUGUGAGACAGUUAAGGACGGCUGUCGGAGUUGAUUUCAGCGUAGAAGAGCAGUAUGUGUUCUGGAGCGACAUCUCUACAGAUUCUAUCUCCAGGGUGUUUGUGAAUGGCUCAGGCCGGGAAACAAUUAUCGAUGUCUGCUCUUCUGGACCGACUGGGACAAAAAUGACCCCAGGAUAGAGCGUGCUCUCAUGGAUGGCUCAAACAGAACCUCUUUGAAGAGUUCUGGUCUCAAAUACCCUAAUGGAUUAGCUAUAGAUUUUAGCUCCAAUCGAUUAUAUUGGUGUGAUGCUGGACAAGACAACAUUGGGUCCAUGUCGUUCGAUGGAGCAUUAAUCAAAGUACACUAUGCGAACUUACCGCAUCCAUUUGGAUUAGUUAUUUACAAGGAUAAGAUUUUCUGGACCGACUGGCAGACAGAAAGCAUCUAUCGAGGUUCUAAGAGUAGGAGACGAAAGACUGUGUUGAAGAAGGAUACGGAGAAUCUGUAUGGUGUGCGCGUAUUCGCCAAAGAAAACCAACCAGGUACAAGUGGUUGUUCUGUGAGCAAUGGUAAUUGUACCCAGCUGUGUCUACCGAUGGGAUUGAUGGAAGUUUCUUGCGCAUGCGCAGUGGGAUAUGCGUUAGCCACUGAUGGAAAAACCUGCGAGAGUGUGAACACCUUCUUAAUUUACGCAACAUUAACAGAGAUCCAAGGUGCUCCUCUGGACCCAAAGAGUGAAACAGAAGUCAUGCAGCCGCUAGGAGUCGUGCGGAACUGCUUCGCGAUAGACUUUCAUGCCAACUCCAGUAUGAUUUUUUAUGCGGACGAUCGCACGAAUACAAUUGGUCAAAUAUCGCGUGUUGGGACAUUAAAAAAAGACAUUAUUAACACCGGGAUUCGAAGACCACAAGGCCUUGCGGUUGACUGGGUCGCUGGAAACAUGUUUUGGACAGAUUCUAGCUCCAACGUCAUCGAGGUCAGCAGACUGGAUGGUACAUACAGAACAGUGGUUAUCUCUUCUGACUACACCAAUAGACCUAAGGCGAUUGCCGUGUACCCAGCCAAGGGGCUGCUAUUCUGGACAGACUAUGACUUGAACACACACCGUCCGAGGAUACACAGGUCCGCAAUGGACGGUUCGGAUCAUCAGAUUUAUCCAUUACACGCGGGUGAAGAAGGUGCGGGAAUUUCCAUAGACUACGAGGAAGAUAAGGUGUACUACGUGCAGGAUUCCCUCGACGCUAUGUGGCGAAUGGAUCUUGAUGGUGGUAAUGUUGUUUCUGUCAUUGGCUCUGCCAUGGAUCAGCCAUAUGCCAUAACCGUACAUCACCAGUUUGUAUACUGGACGACCUGGAAGCGUAAGUCGAUCCUAAGAGCAAAUAAGUAUAAUGGAACAGACGUUACGGUCAUAAGAUCGCAGGUGGAUGGUUUGAGAGACGUGCGCGUGUUCUCACCUCAGCGGCAGCCACCUGGAGGCCCAUGCGCAAAUAAUGGUGGCUGUGCAGAGCUGUGCUUAGCCGUGUCUUCGUCCCGGAGAAGAUGUGUAUGUGUGUCAGGCCGUACGGCACCCGAUGGCAAAUCCUGCUUAAAUGACACAAGCCUCCUUAUUAUUACUUCGAAAAGGAGAUUUAAGUUCAGAGCUUCUAGUCGUCUGAGCAGGCCGCCAAGUUACCCCACAAUAUGGAGAAGACGAAUCAAUAUCGUCGCUUUCGACUAUGACUACGAUUCAAAGCUUAUUUACUUUGCUGAUGCCGACGGGAACGAUAUCAAAAAGGUGUUUCUGAAUGGCACUGGUAUGAAGGUUAUUUUAAAGGACGUUAUCACAAAGGCUCUUACAUUUGACUGGAUUACUAGAGUACUUUAUUGGACAGAGGACACUACGAAACGUAUCGUAAAAAUGCAUGUUAAUUCCUCAAAUCGACAGAUCGUUGUUACCAACGCUGGUGUGUCAUCAUAUCCGUUAAUAGUCCUGCCCUGUAAAAGGCUCCUUGUGUGGAGUGCGCAUUCAGAAAUAAAAACUGCGAGCACGGAUGGUAGCAAUGUACAAACUCUUGUCAACUCUACCACGAAACCAAGAUAUUCAAUGACAUUUGAUUAUUCACAAGAAAGACUCUACUGGGUUGACAUGUACUCUGUAGUGAACAGUGUGUUUUUGAACGGAACGAGUCGUCGUCGGGAAUUUUCACUAUCUCCAAACGCCUUGUUCUUGGGUAUCCUAAGAGAAUUCUUGUAUUGGGUUGACGAAAUGAAAUCUGUGAAGCGCGCAGACAAAUACACCGCCGGAGAGCCUUCUGUUAUAGCAGAUUUGAAUUUUUCACCGACGGGGAUGCUAUUGUUCGCUGAAGAGCGGCAGAAUUGCACUGUCAACCCGUGUUUAAAUGGUGGAGGCUGCUCGCAUUUCUGCACCGUUCAAGAUAGACUUCGUGUUUGUACUUGCCCUGAAGGACUUAUACUGAAAGAAGGGUUCCAGUGUGUUAACAGUUCAGUCUUUUGUAGAGGGAGACAGUUUGCUUGUUCAAACGGGAAGUGUUUGCUUGACUCAAUGGUCUGCAACAAGAAAGACGACUGUGGUGAUGGCUCCGAUGAGCUUUCUGCAUUGUGCGUUCAGAGACAGUGCAGAUCAAACGAAUUCAGGUGCGAAAGUGGACAGUGUGUUCUUUCGACUUGGAAAUGCGAUUUUGACCGGGAUUGUACAGACGGCAGCGACGAGAAAAACUGCCCCAAAAAGGAGUGCGCCACGCACAGGUUCACAUGUGCAAAUGGGCACUGCAUAAACUUUGAUUGGAAAUGUGACGGUGACAACGAUUGUGGAGAUUUCUCGGAUGAAACCGACUGCCCUCCUGUUACAUGUCCACCGGGAAAGGCCAAAUGUGGCAACACCGAUGUGUGUAUAGACUCGUCUUGGCUGUGUGACAAGGACUACGAUUGUGAGAAUCACUGGGAUGAGAGUGAAGAGGUCUGUAACAACAAAACCUGUGGGGCGAGCAGUUUUCGUUGCACGUCUGGUCACUGUAUCUCCAAACGGUGGCAAUGCGAUGGAGAGGAUGACUGCGGUGAUGGAAGCGAUGAAGGACUCUGUGAAAAGAACAACCAGACUUGUCUUAGUCAGCAGUUUACAUGCCGUAAUGGCCGUUGUAUCACCAUGAAGUUUGUGUGCGAUGGAGACGAUGACUGUGAAGACGGCUCGGAUGAAUCUGCUGACGACUUGCACUGUAAUGACCGCACUUGUGACCCGACCGAGUUCAAGUGUGAGAACACUUCAAGAUGUGUGAUGAUGUCGUACGUUUGUGAUGGCGACAACGACUGCGGCGAUGCGUCUGAUGAACAUCCUAGAGAAGGCUGCGCGCUAAGGACAUGUAAGCCAACUCAGUUCAGAUGUAAAAACGGUCUUUGUGUGCAGAAAGCCUGGUUAUGCGAUGGCGAGAAUGACUGUGGCGACAAUUCAGACGAAGAAAACUGCCAAAAUCAUACAUGCAAUGAGAAACAGUUCACUUGUAAGAAUGGAUAUUGCGUCUCUAGUAGUUACAUUUGUGAUGGGGAUCGUGACUGCUCGGAUGGCUCUGACGAAGACCCGAAGCUCUGCCGAACGACCGGGGCACCUUCGUGUCCCGCUGGAUCGUUUAACUGCGGUGGAGGUACCUGUAUUUUGAGGGAUAAAGUCUGCGAUGGUCACGAGGAUUGCAAGAAUGGAGCAGACGAAUGGAGGUGUAAAAUAGGCGCGUGUCGUCGGCCGGAGCUGAACCGAUGCUCGCAGAUCUGUAACGGUACAUCCACUGGGUACACUUGUGAUUGCAGACCUGGUUUCAAGCUUCAAUCAGAUGGCUCAUCUUGCGAAGAUAUCAAUGAGUGUAACAAAUACGAACUAAACCAGUGUAAUCACUACUGCAUUAAUCUUAAAGGCCACUACAAGUGUGCUUGCGCCCGUGGGUACUCACUGCACGGUUUAAGAACAUGUAAACGCGACGAUAUCGCGCUUAAACCCUACCUGGCGUUUUUACUGCGUCAUGAGAUUCGCAAACUUGCCGUCGAUGGUUCUUGGGAAGGCGAAAUUUUACGCAAAGUUCAAAACGCAGUCGCGGUCGAUUUUGAUUGGUUGGAACAGCGUAUUUAUUGGACGGAAGGUCGCGCUCCGCCGCGUCUCAAACGUGCGUUUUUUAACGGCACCAGUGCAGAAGUUGUCCUAGCUGCUGGGUUGUCUAACGUGGAAGGAUUAGCCGUGGACUGGGUAGGGAGAAAUGUGUACCUCGCGGAUCGAAUCCAGGACAAGAUAUUCGUGGCAACUCUGGAGGGACGUAACAUGAAAACACUCGUAUCACAGGGGCUGCAGGAGCCCAGAGGAGUCGUGGUUGAUCCAAGUGAUGGCCACUUGUUUUACAGCGACUGGGGAAACAAACCGCAUAUCGGAAAAUGUGGAAUGGAUGGCUCUGGCUGUCGAUGGCUCGUCACCAGUAAAUCCAUCGGUUGGCCCAACGGAUUGACCCUCUGUCACAUUACUAAAAGAUUAUUCUGGGUAGAUGCCAAGUUGGACGUGGUCGAGUCUUGCGAUCGAGACGGUGGAAAUCGUGCACAGCUGUCUCAUUUGUACGCCCCGCAUCCGUUCUCUAUUAGUGUGUUUGAGGACUUUGUGUACUGGACUGAUUGGAUGACGAUGGCCAUUCAUCGUGCUCAUAGGCUGACGGGAUUGCAGCAUACUGUUCUGUUGAAUUCAACUCACAGGCUCAUGGGUUUACAAGUAGUUCAUCCCAUACGUCAGCCUCCUCUUCCCAAUCCUUGUGUGAACGCCUCUUGCUCUGGCCUGUGUCUGUUGAAGCCAGGAGGGAGCUACAGCUGUGUGUGUCCGGAUAACUAUCAUUUGGCCAAUGAUGGUAAAACUUGUUUGGACAACUGCACCAACAGUGACUUCGUUUGUGCAAACAACAUGUGCAUUCCACGCUUAUGGCGGUGUGAUGGAGAUGAUGAUUGUGGUGAUGGCUCUGAUGAGCCCCCUUCCUGCCCACCGAGACAUUGUUCACCAGGGAUGUUUCAAUGUGAUAACUCGACGUGCGUUUCGGUCAUUGCCAUCUGCGACGGUCACAAAGAUUGCCGGAACGGUGCUGAUGAAGAGUCAUGCGCAGUACGACAGUGCUUCCCUUUCCAAUUUAGAUGUGCAAACAACAAAUGCGUAUUCUUAACACAAGUGUGUGACAACCGUAAUGACUGCGGUGAUCAUUCCGACGAGGCGCACUGCAAAUCGACCACUUGCUCUGGCGACCGCUACACCUGUCCCGGCGGUCGCUGUAUUAGCCGCCAGUGGCUCUGUGAUGGCGAUAAUGAUUGUGGAGACGAAAGUGAUGAGUCUCAAGAGAUUUGCCACAAUCAUACCUGUGACCCUCUGUCACGCUUCCAGUGUAACAACUCACGCAAAUGUAUCCCAAAGCUGUGGACUUGUGAUGGGGAUGCCGAUUGCAGCGAUGGUUCAGACGAAUCCAUAGAUGUUUGUGAAGGACACCUGUGCGAGGCUGGCUCGUUCCAGUGCCGCAAUAAACACUGUAUUCCCUAUGAUUGGAGAUGUGAUGGUGAAAAUGACUGCAACGACGGAGCUGAUGAAGACAAAUGUCCCACGCGUACUUGUUCAAACACUGAGUUCAGGUGUAACUCCGGGCGUUGUAUCAACAUUGAAUGGGUCUGUGAUGGCGAGGAUGACUGUAGCGAUGCGUCAGACGAGCGUGACUGUUAUCGAAGAUCGUGCAGAGGCGACCAAGUGCCCUGUAGCAAUGGUGAUUGUAUAAUGAAAGAUUGGAAGUGUGAUGGUCAGAGAGACUGCGAUGAUGCAUCAGAUGAACAGGGUUGCCCAGCACGUUACCCAGGUGGUCGACAUUGCCCUGCGCAGACGUUUACUUGUGGUAAUUUGGUAUGCGUGCACAAGACGUGGGUUUGUGAUGGUGACGACGAUUGUGGAGAUAGAAGUGACGAGGCAGAACAGCUCUGUCGUGCUCACAGCUGCCUGCACACGCAGUUUCGCUGCGAAAACAACGUCUGCAUUCCCAAAUGGCAAGUCUGUGACGGUGUGACUCAUUGUCGUGACGGGUCUGAUGAACGGUCGUGCUCUGCAGUCGCGAUUGGUUGUAACGCCACCCAGUUCAAAUGCGCUAACCGGAAGUGUAUUCCUAAUGGGUUUGUUUGUGAUAGUAAAGAUGACUGCGGUGAUGCGUCGGAUGAGAAAUAUUGUGGUGGAAGACACAAAUCUUGUGGGGACACCAACGGUGGCUGCGAGCAGAAUUGUACCUUGCUUGACGGAGGGGUGGUGUGUUUCUGCUGGCAUGGUUUUGAACUGUCCGUGGACUCACGGAAGUGUGUGGACAUUGACGAGUGUCAGACAUUCGGUGCGUGCAGCCAGCAGUGUAUGAACACGCGAGGAAGCUACAAGUGUCAGUGUAAUCAGGGCUACGUCAGUGAUGGUGUGGACGGAAAAGAAUGCAAGGCUACAGGGAAACCUCCAUCUCUUCUUUUCCCAUCUGGUGGAGAUAUCCGGCACAUGGGGCUGGACGACAAUAACAGGGGUCCUUACGGAACAAUAGCUUUCAGCCAGGGUUCCGUAGGGGCUAUAGCUGUGUGGUGGAAGGAACAGCUGGUAUAUUGGACCGACUUGAGAAAAGGCACCAUCAAACGGGCUAAAGUACCAGGCGGGGAAGAAUUAAAUCGUCGUACGGCCCGCGCUGUCCCUCGAAAAACAAAGCAGGAAAUACAGGAUCUUUACGUUCCAGUGGGAAGAGCGGAAGGUUUAGCCGUGGACUGGUUAAGUGGGAAUAUCUAUUGGACUGACGCAAAAAAACGCGUCAUUGAAGUGGCAUCAAAGGAUGGUUACUAUAGAUACACUUUGUUCUCAGGACGUAUGAACAUGCCACACGCCCUUGUUCUUGAUCCGCCUGCCGGGCGGAUGUAUUGGUCCGAAUUGGGUUACCAGCCGGCCAUUUACACAGCGCUCAUGGAAGGAGGGAAUCGCACAAUUCUUGUACGGGACAAAAUCCAGUGGCCAGUCGGAUUGGCCCUUGACGUUCCAGCGAAACGACUCUACUUGUGUGACUCUAAAACAAGACGUGUUGAAUCUGUUAGCGUAGACGGACUUGACAGGAAACUUGUAAGAGAGUUUCCAAGCAAUGAUAUACCCGUGACGAUUGCGUUGCACGAGAAUUUUGUGUACGUCACAGUGCAAGCUGGUAAACUGUACAAGUUGAACAAGUUUGGCCAAGGUCAGCUGACGGUUUUGGUGCAUGGACUCAAGCGUCCAGUUGGGUUGGUUGUGUUGCAGCAACAGCAACAACAUGUACCAAGAGACUUUGUCAACAACUGUGCUGUCGGAAAGAACAAGUGCUCUCACCUUUGCCUGUCCAGUCGUCAGAAGCCUGUGUGUGUGUGCCCCACAGGAGACCCAGGAAAAUCUGGUGACUGUCAGACAGGAAUUAAACCGCCCCGUCCUCCCCCAGUGUGUUGGCUUGGACUGUGUGGAAAAGGAACUUGUGUUAAUGUGAGGAAUAAUGCCUCUUGUCGUUGUCCAAAAGGUUGGACUGGAACACGCUGUGAGAUAAGCUUCACACCCACCCCACAGUUAUGUACAUUGAAGUGUCUGAAUGGAGGGAUUUGUGUCAUUGAAGAAGGAAAACCGAAAUGCAAUUGCCUACCACGAACAAUGGGUGUAUUAUGUGAGGUCACGUGUGCUCUGUUUAGCUGUAGUCACGGAGGAACAUGCAUUGUAGGAGAUGGGCAUUUUGCUUGCAGAUGUCGAAAAGGAUAUCGUUACGUCGGAAACAAAAUUUGUGCUUUAGACCCAUGUUUUGAAGAUAAUCGUCGCAGAGAAUUAUGCGGUGAUCUAGAGUGUGUUGUCAAGAAUGAUACCAACGAAGCAUUGUGCCGAUGUGCCAAUGGAAGCUUGGCGAAGUCUUGCGGGAAACCGCAAGUACUGGGGAGAGUUGACCACGGCGCACCAGCACAGAUAAUUGUCCCGGUAGUGAUGGCCUGUUUGGUGCUCAUUGCUUUCCUUAUUGUUUUCCUCCGCCUUCGCCGUGGCGCCGCAAAGAAGACUGAAUACAGCGGCAUGGCAGUUCAAGUCGGGAAUCCAUCAUUCCUGUACGAAGAGAUGCUUGAUUAUGAGGAGAGUAACCCAAAUCCCGAUGUUGACGACGGAUCAGAAAAAGGUACAACCUUUUCCAAUCCUGUUUAUGAAUCUGUUUACCGCUCCGAGACGAGUUUGGGUUCUGAGGUGUUCCGCGAGAAUAAUCUGCCCAAAGUGGAAUUUCGUAAGGGCAAAGUGGACUUUUCAAAUCCGGUGUACGAAGCCUUGUUAGCGCACAAUACGUCGCGAAAGCCUGGGUCGGUAUUCUGGGGAAGUGCUGAGAAUGUAAACGGAGAGGCCUCGGGUGACCAAGUCGAGACAGACUGUCUAUGAAAUUACAAACAAGCCACGUGUUCUUGACAGGACCACGCUCACGAAUUUGAGAAGAACAUGAAAAUGCAAGCCAAGGGAAAAGAAAGAAAUAAAGUGUCAAAACAGGAACAAGAAGUCAAUCUUUCCCAAAGAAUUGUUUGCGUUUUGGUGCUUUCAGCGUUUGUUGUUGAGUUUGGAGAAAAGUUUGCAUUGCCCUUAUAUCAUAAAAAUGGCGAGUUAUUUGCUGCGCAUCUUCAAUGUAUUAAUUCGAAAUUGGUCAAAAUCACGUUAUUUAAGUUGGCAAUUUAUAGGAACUUGUUGAACGUAAAUGAAACGUUCUGCUUGCGAGUACUGCUGGGAUUGCUUUGAUUUACUCUUAUAUGUAACGCAAACGAACUUAGUUGGUGUCAGUCUCCUUGAAAUUUUAUUUUUCUGGGAUAACAAAACAUCGUAAUGAAUUUCUAGAAUUUUAGAACGAAUUACAUUUGACUACAGAAUAUCUCAAGUUUUAAACUCCUAGUAUGUGUUAUCUUAAAUGGUUUUUGACUGUAAAGUUUGGUAAAACGCUAUAAUUUUUAAAUCUAAAUUGUCACCGUAAUUUUAAUGAUUAUAUGGCGCAAUUAAUAUCUACUGCUUUUGCUAAUUUUUUUUGCUGAUUUAUUGCACUCUCUCCAUAAGCCAGCUUUUUAUGAUUUAGUUCACAAAGUUGAUAGCCCUGACCAAGUGGUUGAGGGAAGAUACGAAAGUAAAAAAUAAGUUAUUACAAAAAGUGUCUUGGUAUCAAAUUCUUGAAAUUGAAUUUGUACUCCCAAGAGAUGUCUUUGCUCGUUAUGCAAAGAGAAAUUAGCAUUUGUUAUCAAGUUUAACCACAAUUAUUAAGUUAUAAUAAUACAUCAUGAUAUAUUUAAAAUUGGUGUAAUAUUCUCUCACAGCUUUCAAGCAGAGAAUUAUAAAACAUAAUCUGUAUUUAUUGUGCUUGUCUUUAAAAGUUUGAAUGUUUUAAGUUAUGAAAUAUGCUACAGGUAUAUAUUUUUGUAGUUGUAGAACGGUUUGAAAACACCACAUACAUGUAGCUGUUUAUUUAUAAGGUGUAAUAUUUCAUGUUUAAUGUGAUCCAGAUCACUGUGGAGGUAACUCAUCAAGGCAGUGUGAUAUUAAAACAAUGUUAGUUAACCUCAACAGCUGAUAUUAAAACAAUGUUGGCUAACCUCAUUA
Messenger RNA from Pocillopora damicornis (cauliflower coral), 14164 nucleotides. Its product is annotated as low-density lipoprotein receptor-related protein 2. Gene Ontology annotation, biological process: receptor-mediated endocytosis. NCBI's taxonomy places the organism in Eukaryota, Metazoa, Cnidaria, Anthozoa, Scleractinia, Pocilloporidae. Gene Ontology annotation, cellular component: plasma membrane; apical plasma membrane; signaling receptor complex. The record is from RefSeq and is a predicted model, not a curated record. Gene Ontology annotation, molecular function: hormone binding; protein binding; calcium ion binding.